Molecule: messenger RNA, 780 nt
Organism: Oppiella nova
Lineage: Eukaryota; Metazoa; Arthropoda; Arachnida; Sarcoptiformes; Oppiidae
Source: the annotation of a GenBank genome assembly
AUGCUACGCCAAGGCUUAGACUUCUUCCAUAAUGACUUUGCUGGACGUUUAUCUGCCAAAGUCAUGCAGACGGCACUAGCGGUACGACGAAUUUCCAAAGAACAAGCCGAUGCACGUGCGGUGAUGACUGGACGUGUAACCGAUGCCUAUACCAACAUUCAGACAGGUCAAGCAGCGAUUGGUGUGAUUGCAGCAACAACAGCCAUGAUUCUUAAACUUAACAGUAUGGCUGAGUUUAUGAUGUGGCAAACCUCUGCCCUAUUUGAAAAUGUCGGAACAAUUCAAGAUGGUCGUCAGAUUAAUAUCCAAGACAAAGAAGAUGCCAAACCACUUAUUGUGACUCAAGUUGCGGAAAAUAUCAAAUAUGGUCGUCCUGAUGCGACUGAUGAAGAAAUGUAUGAAGCAGUAAGAAAAGCCAAAGCAGAUGAGUUUAUUCCGCAACUUUCAGACUUAAGAGGUCGUACUGGCUAUGAUGCUUAUGUUGAUGCGCCUAUUUUAAUCUUGGAUGAAGCAACCAGUGCUUUAGACUCCGAAGUUGAAGCUGCAAUUCAAUCGAGCUUAGAUGAGUUAAUGCAAAAUAAAACUGUGAUCGCGAUUGCUCACCGUCUUUCAACCAUUGCUCAAAUGGAUCGUUUGAUUGUGUUAGAUCAAGGUCAAAUUGCAGAACAAGGUACUCACGAGGAACUGAUCGCACAAAAUGACAGACAGGUGGUUUUUUGGUUGAACCUGAACAAAAAGCCUCAGAGGAUGAAGAUUCAACAGUCAGUACUUCGUAAAUAA